This is a messenger RNA of Eucalyptus grandis, 942 nucleotides long. RefSeq lists its product as uncharacterized. The record is from RefSeq and is a predicted model, not a curated record. Bases 266 to 871 code for a protein of 201 amino acids. The transcript has a single exon. NCBI's taxonomy places the organism in Eukaryota, Viridiplantae, Streptophyta, Magnoliopsida, Myrtales, Myrtaceae.
GGUGCCCACGAGGACUUCGCCUUCCCCCGCCAUCACCCCCUUGCUGUAGUCACCAACCUAUAUUCUGAGGCGGCGCGCGAGGCUCCUCCACCUCCAGGUUCAGGCAAGCCGCGAUUCCCGCGCCGCCGCGGGGGAGCUUGACAAGCGACGACGGCGGUCGUUCCCAGAUUUAAAAAGCCCAGUCGACCGUUUCUCUCAAUUCGCUCCUACUCUCUCUCUCUCUCUCUCUCUCUCUACUCUCUCUUGCUAUACAAGUGCAGAAUCCAUGGCAGAUCAAGCACCGAACCAGUCCAUAAUGGAGUCCAAGCCGCCGCACCCGCUCUGCCAAAUCGCCGAGACCCCGACCCACAAGCUCCUCCUCAAGCAGUGGCUCAAGGAGGAGGAGCUCAUCCUCUCCCGCAUCGCCCUCAAGGAGACCCAGAUCGACGCCGUCCGCGGCGAGAUCACCCACCUCCACAUCUCCUUCUUCCUCUUCCACUCCCUCUCCUUCCUCCUCCUCUUCGCCAUCCCCCGGGACGCCGCCGCAGCCGCCUGCCGCCGCUCCUGGAUCCCCUCGCUGUGCUCGCUCGCCUUCUCGCUCGGCAUCGUCUGGGCCGUGAGGUACAAGACCGACGUGGAGGUCCACCUGGAGAAGUUGCUGGAGCGGGAGAAGGAGGACGCCAAGUUGCUGGGGAAGUGCGUGGAGGAGUUGAAGAAGAAGGGCGUCGAGUUCGAUCUGUUGAAGGAGGUGGACGCGCUGCGGAGGGCGAAGAGCUUGCGCGUGGAGGCGAAGCCGGUGAGGAAGUGGUCGGCGAGGGACUUCGUGACUCUCUUCUUAUUCGCCGUGUCUUGCCUUGUGCUGGGGUUGAUGAGGGUCGUACUUUGCGAUUAGGGAAUUUGUGCAGUGUCGUAGUCAGGUUUUUUUUUUUGGAUGGGUCAUUGGCAAAUGGCUUUGUUGAGGAA